AUGUUAGCAGCUCUUCAUCAAAUUCUUGCUUUAAAACAACUUAAGAAAUUAAUUAUUGAUUGUAAUGAUUUUCCAACUCAACAAGUUAUAAAUUUAAUAUGUUUGACACCAAAUUUACGUUUCUUAAAAUGGAAUUUUCAAUCGAUCGAUCAAACUAAAUUGAAAUCAAUUGAACAAAGCGAAAAUUUUCAAUCUCUAUCAAAUACAAAUAAAAUUCAAAAUUUACAAGUUCUUCAUUGUUGUUCAUUCGGUGAAAUUCAAAUUUUUAUUAAUGUAUUUCCACAAUUAGAAUCUCUACAAACUGGAGAAUUUCAAAAACAAAUCGUUCAAAUUACACGAUGUUUUUUAUCAAAAAUGGAUCAUUUAUUUUUCUUAAAUAUUACAUAUAUCAUUAAAACAUAUUUACAAAAAUUUAAUUUUUUAAUUAAAUCAGAAAAUUUACUUGAUGAUUAUUUGAUUAAAUUUAUUGAUCAUGAUUUAUAUUUAUGGUGGUAG
This is a messenger RNA of Rotaria sp. Silwood1, 495 nucleotides long. The record is from the annotation of a GenBank genome assembly. NCBI's taxonomy places the organism in Eukaryota, Metazoa, Rotifera, Eurotatoria, Philodinida, Philodinidae.